AUGAUGAAUCGUGAAUCACCUCAGUCAAGUGGUACAACGGUUACCUCACCGUUGUAUGAGUUUCGUUUGUCUGCGAAAAAGGUGGAGUUGCCGGCAUUUACCAGCGACGAUCCGGUGGCGUGGAUGACUCGUGCUGAGACAUACUUUGAAGUACAACGAAUUUCGCAGGAUUGUGGUCGUUUGCAAGAGCAACAGUUUCUUGGUUAUUUCAUUGGUGGUUUACGUCAAGAUAUUCACUCUCGUGUGCGUACUAUCAAGCCUUGUAACCGUUACCUAGCAAUGCAAUUGGCUCGUGAUGUUGAAUGUCAAUUUGCAGUGGCUGCUGGUCAGGAUUCUGGAUCACGUUACAAACCGGGUCAUGGCUCUUGGGCAAAAUCUCAAAAACCUAAUUGGGCUUUUCGCGAAGGGGAAGGUAACAGAUCUGCAAUUCAGACACAGACUAAUAACUAUUUGGGCAAAACGCGUACUGGUUCUGGGUUCUGGAUCUCAAACCGGGUCAACACGCCCUACCAAUUCUACAGCAUCUUCUCGCCCAAAUUUAGGAGACAAUUCGCGCCGUCAAUCUUGUGGUGUUCGCCAUCUACCAAGUGCAGAGGUUAA
This is a messenger RNA of Vicia faba (fava bean), 600 nucleotides long. The record is from the annotation of a GenBank genome assembly. Lineage: Eukaryota; Viridiplantae; Streptophyta; Magnoliopsida; Fabales; Fabaceae.